AUGACUGAGAGAAAGGCUUACUCCAUCUUUUUGGACCUUCCAUCAUCAGUAAUCUUUAGAUGUUUUGUUGUUAUCUACCCGGUGUUCGGUAUCCCCAUUAGGAUCCUAUUAAAUCUGGAUUCGCACCAGAAAAUCCCACAUUGGCUACCAGGAAUGUUGGCUUCCUUAAAUGUAUGUGCCUACAUUCUUGAAAUUAAGAGAGUGAUGUGUAAAGGGAUUGAAAACGGAAUUGUUAUCUUGGUGAAAAAAUGGGGCUAUGGAGUUGAUGUUGAUCUUCAUUUGAUUCUGACUGCCGAUUACAGAUUUUGUCGUAUGAUGCUUCCUGAGGGCAAAAGGCUUGGAUAUCUCGUGAGCACAAGCAUCUUAUCUAAGAAAUGGAGGUAUAUCUGGAGCAGAAUUCCACAAUUGACGCUUGAUCAAACACUUUGGGAGACAACAAAGGACUUAAUAUCUCCAUCACUUAAAUUUACAAACAUCCUUUAUCACCUUUUGACCCUUCAUUCAGGACCGAUUACAAAAUUUACCCUCUCUAUUCCUGAACUGGGAAACUGCCCUAAGUUUGACAACUUGAUAUAUUUUCUCUCUAAGAAUGGCAUUCAACAUCUUCUUCUUCUAUUUCCAGAGGAUAACCGAUACGAAUUUCCUUCUUUAUUUUUCACAUGUUGGCAGAUGAGGUGUUUGGUCCUCGAAAAUUGUUUUAUAGUACAUCCUCCACCAAACUUCAAAGGAUUUCCUAGGUUAGUUACCCUGCAACUGUUUCAAGUCAUAAAUAGUUCCAAAUUGAUUGAAAGUUUAAUCGCUCAUAGCCCGUUGCUUAAGCAUUUGGUGCUACAAUCAGAUAUUCUGGAUCACAUUCAAGUUAAUGCUCCCAAUCUCAGAACCAUCCACUUCACAGGCAAAAUAAAAUAUAUUUCUUUAAAAAAUGUCCCUCUUCUUGAGGAACUUUCACUUUGGGAUCCAGAAUAUUUUGUGGAUGCAGGGAAGGUGAUAAUUCCAAGUAUUUUGAGUCUUGUCCUGCUAUUGAGUAUCUCCACGUGAAUCACGGUAUUGUCCAGGUAAAUGUUGCUUCACAACUUCAUUGUAAUGCAUUUUCCUGCAACGUCUUGUAGGCAUUGACUCGUCCUAAUUUUUUGCAUUU
Messenger RNA from Lycium barbarum (goji berry), 1138 nucleotides. Its product is annotated as F-box/FBD/LRR-repeat protein At1g13570-like. NCBI's taxonomy places the organism in Eukaryota, Viridiplantae, Streptophyta, Magnoliopsida, Solanales, Solanaceae. The record is from RefSeq and is a predicted model, not a curated record. The coding region runs from base 1 to 1038 and encodes 345 amino acids. The transcript is spliced from 5 exons.